Molecule: messenger RNA, 4947 nt
Organism: Patella vulgata (common limpet)
Lineage: Eukaryota; Metazoa; Mollusca; Gastropoda; Patellidae
Product: glutaminase kidney isoform, mitochondrial
Exons: 15
Coding region: 605-2392 (595 amino acids)
Biological process (GO): L-glutamine catabolic process
Molecular function (GO): protein binding; glutaminase activity
Source: RefSeq, a predicted model, not a curated record
GUAGUAGCCAUGUGCAAAUAAACGUAUGACAGAUAUUUUGUCAACAGUGGUCAAAAACAGAGGGAUUUACUCCCAAGUUAUGAAUGAAAUAUAGUCCACAAUGACUGUUACAACGCCAUAUCUGGAAGUUCGCCACAAAAAGAAAAAUAUUGUUUAAAGAAAGGACGUUUGAAGGUUGCUAACUGGACCCAGAUCUAGCAGGAUUUAUCGACCGGUUUUAACGGAAUGUACAUGUAGGCUCGUACCGGUACUUAAUUUAGCAGAUAGUGACGGUAUUUUAGACUCGAAGUCAAUGAAUUCGCGAGCUGUUACUCAGGUUUUGUCUAAAUUUACCAUUCACCGCAAAGCCCACCAACAAGUGUGUAAAAUUAGUAUUUAAUGGUAGAUGAGUUAGCAGAUCAUAGAGAACAAGGAAGGAAUUGAGUUGUUAUUAGCCUACUUUACUAGUAGUAUAUUACGCGUACAUCUCGCGAUACGUGCGUAUCCCGAUCGAGAACAACUAAAAAAGAGUCUAUCUCAAUCAUUUAAAACAAUAUAUACAGAAUUGAAAAAAGGAAAUUGUAUAGCUUUUAUUUAAAUAAAUAGCUGAUAUUAUUCCAUAGGAAUGCAUCGAUUGUUUCCAAGACAUUUUAAACCCUACUAUAUUUUAAGUAACAAAUUAUCUGUGAAUGAUUCUAAGUUUGUGAGGACCAUAGUAUGUUUGGCAAAUGACAGAAGAUCCAGGGGUCUCAAGAAUGCACGACAUUGCCCCAUAAGAUUUAAUAGUAACUUGCCAGAUCCAAAUAGUAGGUUUUUAUUUUAUAGUGGGAAGUAUUGGAGAGCUGAAGAUGUUGAAGAUAGAAUAUUUGAUUCACUGUGUGAUUCGGAAGGCUAUCUUUCCAUCGCAAAAUUUAAAGGGGAGCUUCGAGCAUCAGGAUUACGUGAAACAGACCCCAGGUUGAAGGAAACAAUGGAGAAGUUUUCUAAAUUCCAAGCUCGUGUGGGUGAAAUGGAAGGCGUACAUUCAAUUCAUUUAGACAGACCAACAUUUAAAGACUGUAUAAGUGAGAAUAUUUUUUUAAUUGCCAAAGCAUUCCACCAAAAUUUCAUCAUCCCAGAGUUUACUACAUUCUGUGAGAAUAUAGAAGAUCUUUACUGGAAGGUCAAGUCUAAUACUGAUGGCAAGGUAGCAUCAUAUAUACCUCAGUUAGCUCGUUAUAGUCCAGAUUUAUGGGGAGUUUCUGUUUGUACUAUAGACGGUCAAAGAUAUUCUAUUGGAGAUGUUGAUAUACCAGUUUGUUUACAAUCUGUCAGUAAACCUCUGACUUAUGCCCUCGUACUAAACGAACAGACUCCUGAAGUGGUACAUCAAUAUGUGGGUCAUGAACCCAGUGGUCGACAAUUUAAUGAAAUCAAACUUUCUGCUGACAAUAAACCUCAUAAUCCAUUGAUAAAUUCUGGUGCUAUAGUUCUAUGUUCUUUACUGAAACAAGACUUUAAUUUAGCUGAUCGCUUUGAUUAUACUUCACAAAUGUUUAAAAAAUUAGCGGGCAAUGAACAUCUUAGUUUUAAUAAUUCAGUAUUUUUGUCUGAACGUGAAACAGCAGACAGAAACUUUGCUCUAGGUUACUAUCUCCGUGAAUAUAAGUGUUUUCCUAAAGGUACUAAUUUAAUGGAGACUUUAGACUUUUAUUUUCAAUUGUGUUCAGUAGAAGUUACAGCCCAGUCAGGUUCAGUGAUCGCUGCAUCUUUAGCCAAUGGUGGAAUCUGUCCAAUAACGGGAGAGCGAGUUCUAGAUGCUGGAGCUGUUAGAAAUACUCUGUCAUUGAUGCACUCCUGUGGAAUGUACGAUUAUUCAGGACAAUUUGCUUUUGAUGUAGGUUUACCAGCUAAAUCUGGUGUAUCUGGCAGUGUAAUGUUAGUGGUACCUAAUGUAAUGGGUGUAUAUAUGUGGGCACCACCUUUAGAUCAAUAUGGUAAUAGUUGUAAAGGUAUACAAUUCUGUGAGGAGCUGGUUGAUAAAUUUAAUUUUCACAACUAUGAUAAUUUACGACACACACAUCGUAAACUUGAUCCACGUGUACAGGAAUACACUAAUGCAGCUAAUGCAGUGGUGGAAUUACUUUUUGCGGCUAAAAACGCUGAUACAUCACAACUCAGAAGAUGUUUGUUAUCUGGUAUGGAUAUGUCACAGGCUGAUUAUGAUGGUCGUACAGCUUUACAUGUUGCUAGUGCUGAAGGCCAUGCAGAGAUCGUCAAUUUCUUAUUAUAUAAAUGCAACGUUUCUCCAUUUCUUGAAGACAGGUGGGGUUUUACCGCUUUGGAUGAUGCGAAAAGAUUUCGAAAAACAGUUGUAGCUGCUGAAUUAGAAAAAUGUAUGCAGGAAAAGGUACCAAGUUCUGAUGAAUCUUAGAUUAUGGUUAAUUCUACCUCACUUAAUACAUAAUCAAAUUUGAUUGGUUUAUCACAACCAGUCAAGGAAAUAUAAGCCAAUCAGAUGGAUUAUCAAAGCUGGCUAGCCAUUGCAGAAGCAAGGAACUUCUUUUGAUGAGCAUAAUACACAUGGCAAGCUGAUAAAAAGCAAUACCAAAGAAUAUUAUAUUAAAUCUUAUCAGAAUUUAAAUAACGGUAUGCAAAUAUAUGAAAUUGUUUGGAUUGUUAAUAUUUGACGAAAAUUUCAUGUGUUACAUAUUCAAAUGAGUAAGUGUGAUCAGAAUUUGAAUAUGUGAAGUAAAAUAAAAUGGUACCAAGUCACUGUUCUAUUUUGUUAUUUGAUCUUGUUGUCACUUAUAAUGUCACAGGGAUGUAACUCUGAGAUAUAGAGGAAAGAAUCGUCACAGUUUUUAUGUAGUGUGUUGUUUCGAGUGAUAAUAAAAAUUGGUGUGCACUUUGCACUUACUAUAUACAGACUUUCAGUUUGAUCUUGUGAAAAAUAUUUUAGUAAUGGCUGAAAUUGGUGUCUGAUGUUUGUUUGAAUCAUGCAAGUCAUCUAUUGAAAAACAUCAAUUACUGAAUCAUUUUGGACGCAUAUGAGGAUUGAUUGAAUUGGAUUUAGAUAAAAUUAGCUAUUUGUGUGUGUGUGUCUGUGGGGGGGGGGGGGGUGUAAUUCAAUAUUAUAUAUUUUUCAGAUCAUUACAAAUAUGCUCUAAGAUAAAAAUGAUCUUUUUAUGUCUGACAGACAUAUCACAACAUGUAUCUACUUGAUGUCCCUUAACAUAACAUAUACCUAACUUGACCUAAUAUUUGUUAAGUGGAAGUUAACUCUAUUUCUCAUUCUUUAAGAAUAUUUAUGUCAUGUGCUUAGCAAGCAAUUAUUAUCUGAAAGUAAGUAUUUGUAAUGACAAGGAAACCCAAAUUAUAAACUGAAGUUAAUUACUCACUGAGCCAGAUAUUAUUGUUAUCUUAGUGACUACCAUACUCACAAGUUACUAUGUAAUGCUAGCACAGCUCCAUCCAUGGUCUUGGAUGUGUCCUACAUAGGCUACUGAUGGCUAUCUAGAUAUUUCUGGUUUCCCUUGAGAUAUGUUAUAUUAUUAAAGUAACAAAUAUAUUUUCCCUGAUAUGAAAGUUGAUGGUUUAUAUAUAUAUAUUUUGGAUCUGGACUGUCAGGGACAUUUUUCUUUAAAUUCCAAAUUAACUUGCAUGGUAAAUUAUAUGACAGACUAGUUAUACUCCUUUCUAUAAAUAUGUUGCCUAAUGUGAUAAUUUAUAUUGGUACCCUGGUACAUAUUUGAGGAUGGAUGGAACAUUGUAUAUUAUAAUUGUAUUGUAUUUAUUUGAAAUAUGUACAUCUAUUAUAAUUGUAUAUAUUUGAAAUAAUAUGUACAUCUAUUUUAAACAGUUCUUGUUUAACGAUUUUAACAUGUAGCACAGACUUUGGUUGGGGUGUGUGGGAGGCUGUGGCCAAAUAGUUUUUCCCAAAAAUAAUUAUUUUUACAAAAUGUUUUAGAAGAGUAAAAUUCAACAGAGACAAAAAAAACCCCAAAAAACGCCUAUUGUCAGAAUGUGUCACGGAGUGAAAAAUUGCAACCAUAAGCAAGCUUCAAAAAGCUUGCUUCACUUGGAGUGAUAGCUUCUGUGUGCAAUUGUAUUUUACCUCACAGCUACAUAAGAUUGAUAAUCCUUUACAGGAUUUUAGUUUAUUUAUGUUAUAUAGAAAUUAUAUUAAGAUAGUAGUUAUGCUACAUCUGAAUUCCAUGACACAGUUUCACAGAUAUGUGAGAAUUAUAUACAGAAACACAGUGAAAAUGUCCCUAACUCAUAUAAGUAUGUGAUUUCAAAUCUUGUUUGAGAGAUGCACUUAAAUCUUGAAUUCAGAAUGUAACAAUACCAGAUCACCCGGAUAUGUGAGAAUGGUAAUAAUCAGUAUCCGGUAAAUGGAUCACAUAUUAAUUCUCUCAAACGUAGAGAAUGUAAUUAGAAAUAGUGCAGACAUGGUGUAUAAAAUGUGGUUAUUAGAAAGCUAGGAUCUAUAAAAUUCCAACAGUUCUAUGACAGACGCAAUGAUAUUCCAGAGUAGGCACCUGAACACCGCGAGGACGUGUCAUUUCUUCAAUUCAAGAGUCCAUGCAGUACCAGGGACACUUGAAGAAGCAUUGCAACAGAAAUCUGUAUCUCCUCCAGUUGGCGACGUUCGUUGCAUGUUGCGUGUGGCUGCUACAAUUGGACACGCACGUUUCAUGUGUACCACUUGUGGUUAGGUUGGUCUGUGUUCCUUGCGCAAUUGUUCAGCAUAUGCAGUCGUGCCAAAUAUCCCCUUUCAGUUGCUUUAUAUUUCACCAGCACUUCCAGCCAAACCAAUGGGGCAUUUUCAUUGCGUCUCCGUAUUAUUUCAUUGUAAUAAUUGUAAUUGAUAAUUUGUUUUGAAUAAGUGUCAAGUGCCAAUAGAGUCCAAUCUGAACAAAAUGUUAUCUCAUAUCUCAGUUUUAUCAUUAUAUAAGAAACAAGUAUUAAACGUUGAUAGUUUUA